Molecule: messenger RNA, 1999 nt
Organism: Cajanus cajan (pigeon pea)
Lineage: Eukaryota; Viridiplantae; Streptophyta; Magnoliopsida; Fabales; Fabaceae
Product: protein DETOXIFICATION 43
Biological process (GO): transmembrane transport
Cellular component (GO): membrane
Molecular function (GO): antiporter activity; xenobiotic transmembrane transporter activity; citrate transmembrane transporter activity
Source: RefSeq, a predicted model, not a curated record
GAAAAACACAAGCUUCGUGUGGAUCUGUCGUUCUGCAAAAUUUUCAAUAUCAUGGACAACAAUGGCAGUUCCCACGAGCAAGAUAACAACCGGGAAAUUCCAUUCUUUGUUUUCUUCAAAGACGCAAGACUUCUGUUCAAGCUGGAUGCUCUUUCUCGAGAGAUAUUAGGGAUUGCAUUCCCCGCUGCCCUAGCUGUUGUUGCUGAUCCCAUUGCUUCUCUCAUAGACACAACAUUCAUAGGCCACUUGGGACCAGUAGAACUUGCUGCUGCAGGAGUUUCCAUUGCUUUAUUCAACCAAGCUUCAAGGAUUACCAUAUUCCCUCUAGUUAGUAUUACAACUUCCUUUGUGGCUGAGGAAGAUACCAUUCAAAAGUUUAGCAAAGAAACUCAAGAUGAUAACCCUAAGCUCAACGAAGUAAUAAUUAUUGGAGACAUAGAAAAUGAUACACCCAAAGAGAAUAAUAAUGAGGCUCCAGGAGCAUCCAAUGAAGUAACCAACAAAUCAAACGAUAUCAAGGCGAAAAAGUUCAUAUCCAACGAUGUGGAAAAUUAUGCUAAAGGGAACAAGGACAUGAUAUGUAAUGGAGAUGUUACAAGUAAUACUAAUAUAAACAAGCACAAAGUUGGAAAAAAGCGCAUAGCUUCAGCAACAACCGCAUUACUUUUUGGCACAAUUCUUGGCCUACUUCAAACUGCAAUACUUUCAUUUGCAGCCAAACCUCUUUUAUAUGCAAUGGGUCUAAAACAUGAUUCUCCUAUGUUAAGUCCGGCGGAGAAGUACUUAACAUUGAGAUCGAUUGGGUCACCUGCUGUUCUUCUCUCCUUGGCCAUGCAAGGAAUCUUUCGAGGAUUCAAGGACACAACAACUCCUUUAUAUGUCAUUGUUUCGGGGUACGCGUUCAAUGUCCUAUUGGACCCAAUACUUAUUUUUUAUUUGAAAUUGGGCCUCAAAGGUGCAGCUAUGGCACACGUUAUCUCCCAGUACAUGAUGGCAACCACCCUCCUUUUGUUGUUAAUGAAAAGAGUACAUCUCCUACCUCCAAGCUUAAAGGAUUUGCAGAUUUUCCGAUUUCUUAAAAAUGGAGGUCUAUUGUUAACAAGAGUAGUAUCAGUUACAUUUUGUAUGACCUUAGCAUCAUCAUUGGCAGCAAGGCUAGGUUCAAUUCCCAUGGCUGCAUUUCAACCGGGCCUACAGAUCUGGUUGGCAUCAUCCCUUCUUGCUGAUGGUUUAGCUGUUGCUGUUCAGACAAUUCUAGCUUGUUCCUUUGCUGAGAAAGACUUCAACAAGGCAAUUGCAGCUGCUACAAGGACACUACAAAUGAGUUUUGUUUUAGGAGUGGGGCUCUCUCUUGUAGUUGCAUUUGGAUUAUACUUUGGAGCUGGAAUAUUUUCCAAAAAUGCUCAAGUUGUCCAAUUAAUCAAAAUAAGCAUGCCGUUUGUUGCAGCUACUCAACCAAUCAAUUCAUUAGCCUUCGUCUUUGAUGGUGUCAACUAUGGGGCUUCUGAUUUUGCAUAUUCUGCCUACUCGUUGGUCUUGGUGUCAUUAGUAAGCAUUCCUAUAGAAAUCUUUCUCUUCAAGAGAAAACUAUUCGUUGGGAUUUGGAUUGCACUAACCAUAUAUAUGAUUCUUCGAAUGAUAGUUGGUAUAUGGAGGAUGGGAACAGGGACAGGACCAUGGUAUUAUCUUAGAAAAGGACCAUGUAAUCUGAGAGGCCAAGCAUUGCCAUAGAACAUCGAUCGAUCUUAUCAACGAGGAGCAGUAUUUUUAUUUUUAUUUUAUCAAUUAUCUAUAAUUAAGAUCUAUACGGGUCCUAUUAUAAUAUUUUCCAUCAGCUUUGGUUUUAUGCUGUAAUAAACUUAUAAUAUCUUGUAUUGCUCCAUACACGUGUCGUGUUAUACAUUCUACUUUGUUUCCUUCAUUUGAGGGAUUAUAAAUAUAUAUAUAAUACAUCCUUUACCGAUUUUGAUUGUGAUUCUUAGAAGAUUAUUCUUCCUAU